AUGACAGAUUCUGUUCCACAAACUUCAUGUUCAAAUCAUUGUUAUACUUCUUUUGGUACUGCUAAAUUAAACAUAAGUUGGAAUAUUGCCGAUUUUUUUAAAAUUAAAAAUAUUUACCCAGGGAAUUUUUAUUUAAAAAGUUUACCAUUUGAAGAUAAUUAUUUUUCUAAUUCAUUUUGGGAAAUUUAUCUUAGUAAUGGUAAUUAUAAUGAUUAUAAUGAGAAUGUUAAACUAAGUCUUAGAUUGAAUUCAAAAAAUCUUGAAAAUAAUGUUACACAAGCAAUGUUAUCAAUAUCAACCAUUAUGAAUAAUUCUACAAUUAAACAUUUUGACAACACUUGUUCUUUUUCGAAUAAUUCAAAUAAUGUACGUGAAUUUACUACAAGCCUUAAUUUAAAUAAACAUAAAAGUACACUUGGUAACGAUACUUUAACAAUAUUUUUAGAAAUUGAAUAUAUUUUGAAUGAAAAUAAACAUUAUUUCAAACCUAGUAGCAUAACUUCUGUUACAAUAAACAAGGAUAUGUCAAAUUUUCUUAAUAAUUCAGAAAUCCAACGUAAAUUCAAAAAAUUUUCGGAUUGUACAAUUAUUUGUGGUGACAAAAAGCUUAAUGUCAAUAAAUUUUUACUUAUUUUACAUAGUUCUGUGUUUGAAGCCAUGUUUUCUAACAAAAAUACAUCAGAAUCUAAAGAAAAUUGUAUUAUAAUUUCUGAUUCAUCAAUUGAAGAAGUAGAAAAUAUGGUUUAUUUUCUUUAUAAUUUUGAAAUACCAGAAAAUCCUAGUGUAGAAAAUGUUAUAAAUUUAUUAAGAUUGGCUGAAAAAUAUGAUAUUAAAGAACUUAAAUUUAAGUGUGAAGAAAUACUUAUGGAUAAACUAUCAAAUGAUAAUGUUUGUGAUUUUCUUCAAUUUUCUGAUACUUAUAAUUCUAAAAUCUUAAAGGAAAUAUGUAUUAAAAAAAUACAACAAUGUUUCAGUAUCAUAUCGACAACUGAGAAAUUCUUACAAUUAAAGGAAACUAAUCCAAAACUAGUUAAUGAUGUUUAUGAAUUUGUCAUUUUUAAAAAUGAAAUUCUAAAAGAAGAAUGA
Messenger RNA from Strongyloides ratti, 1086 nucleotides. Its product is annotated as Speckle-type POZ protein. Gene Ontology annotation, biological process: regulation of proteolysis; proteasome-mediated ubiquitin-dependent protein catabolic process. Lineage: Eukaryota; Metazoa; Nematoda; Chromadorea; Rhabditida; Strongyloididae. The record is from RefSeq and is a predicted model, not a curated record. The coding region runs from base 1 to 1086 and encodes 361 amino acids. The transcript is spliced from 3 exons. Gene Ontology annotation, cellular component: cytoplasm. Gene Ontology annotation, molecular function: ubiquitin protein ligase binding.